Molecule: messenger RNA, 1299 nt
Organism: Colletotrichum costaricense
Lineage: Eukaryota; Fungi; Ascomycota; Sordariomycetes; Glomerellales; Glomerellaceae
Exons: 4
Coding region: 1-1299 (432 amino acids)
Molecular function (GO): heme binding; iron ion binding; monooxygenase activity
Source: RefSeq, a predicted model, not a curated record
AUGAAACUCACAGCGACGGUCCUGGCUCUCCACCUCCCCUCUCUGGGUCUGGCCUCAGUCUAUAAUGACUGGGCAUUCUCAGAGGCACCUUCGGCUGGAUUGAGCGAUAUAACUUUCCCUAUGAGCAUGGAAGGGGCACCUCGCAAGAGUGGUUUCUACUUUGCCCAGCAGUUCGGCUUUCACGGGGUUAAUGAUAUUGGUUAUACGGGGCUACAGCCGCGUCCCGACAACCAACGUAGACAGGUCGUCCAUGCAGUCUUUUCCUCAUUCCAGAAAGGAACGACUACCAAGCAUAAGAACUGCUCCCCGGGCGCAGAUGGUGGUGCCGGAGUUAGCUGCGCCCUUGACAUUUUCGGCGACUAUUCUCACGUCUACAAUCUCACGGUGUGGAACACUGGCGGCACAACCUGGAGAGGAACUCUUCUCGACACCGUCACUGGAAAGUCUCAUGUAAUCGGCGAAUGGACGCUCCCAUCUUCCGCAGGCAAAAUACUGAACGGAGAAUCCGGUUUUUUUGAGUACUACAACUGGAACGAUGGUAAACCCAGCCACGUUUGUUCUAAGCUUCCCUUCUCGCAAGUCUUCUUCGGCAACCCCACUUCAAAGACACAAGGAGCUAGUGGUGGCAACAUUACCCGCGUUUAUGAGGAAGGGGAAUGUGUCGGAAAGCUCAACCUGAAGGCCACCCAGACUGGCAGAGGAUAUCGGAUCCAAGCUGGUUUUAAAUACUCCGUCGGUGGUUCGCACGGCGCCCUGAGAAUCCCUUCUGAUAGACGGUACUACGUGGUCGGCCCAACGCUGCAGUCGGCAGAAAACAUUGGCAGCGUAGCAAUGACCGGGUUUCCGAAGCUUGCAUGGUCAGUCAUUGGGCUGAGACCAAGCUCUGCCGGCUUUGUUGUUGCUAGACAUGAUACGACGAACACAACCCUCUGUUGGGGCAUCAAGUUCAUCGCGGAUGACCAAGCAGUUCAGCAGAGACUUUCUGAAAGCAUUCGGAGCUUUCACACCGCAGCAAGUAGUGAGGGUGGUCUUCCUACCCACUCUGAGAUUUGCGAAGCAAACAUACCGUACCUAGACGCAGUUAUUGAGGAGAUGCUUCGGCUUGCUCAUACAGCAACCAGUCAAGAUCGAGAGUGCAAAGAAGAUACAGUCAUCUUGGGCCAUGUCAUCCCCAAGGGUACCACCGUCAUCGUCCCAAACCGGGGUCCAAGCUUUACUGAGCCGGGAUAUGAGAUCGAGGAACGCCUGCGGAGCCCAUCUUCGAGAAAAGCAGCCACCGAUUUUAGUUCCAGGGUCUAG